AGUGGCUUCACCUCCAAGGUGAACUAGGAUUUGAGUUCGGAGUUCUUCCUUCCGAAUGUCAGAUGGAUAUGAGAGAUCAAACUGUCGGGCUAUGUACUUUAAAUCAUUCUUUGUCACUUUGGCAGUUUGUAGCUCCGCCACAGAAGGAUUACUGCAAAAUGCGUCCAAGUUUAACUCAUGCGACAUGAUUAAUGAGCGUGAGGUCAAUUGAACCAAAUCAAGUGUGUCUGAGCCCUACACUGAAACCUGAUCCAAGACCUAGGUUCGCCACCACGAGUCGGAAGGACCCGCGUGAACGACAGGUUCGAAACCACGAGUCGGAGGGAAAUGAGUUGACCCGCGUGCAUCGACAGAGACUCGUUUUUGAGUCUAGUUGAGUCAAGGUUAGCAACGCCUUAACUGUGCUUCUGAAGAGGCAAUGAAUCGAAGAAGUGUAGCGAUAAUCACUGCCCCAAAAUGACUACCAUAGAACUAACACUUAAGCACUUGUAAUGGCUUGCCGUAUUCGCUGCUUUCAAGCAAAGAGUGGAACGCAAGUUCCCAAGUUUUAAGGAGUCUCGGAGUUUGGGGUGAAGGUCACUACUAGGGGAAUCAAACCAACACUAAAGCAACACUGAGGAAAUCAAUUGUUAGGUUUUUAACGCUUUUAUGACUAGACGCCGGUACCUCGCGUACUUUUAAAGCGGAAAAACGCAAAAAUUCACCAACAAAGAAAUAAGCACAACUUCAUAUACACUCGAGAGCAGGAAAGGAACUAGUGUAGUUAUAUGUAUGUGUAAACAUGUGUAAUAUCCCGGACGGGCCCCCAAUUGUUACGUGUGAGCAUACACUGAACUGUAGGGGAUGGACCAUGAAGGGGUGUUGCUCACACUAACAAUGGAAGGGUUAAAAGAAAAGAGAAAAGGAGACAUUUUAACUGCUAUUUAAUAUCUUAAAGUUAACCCUUAAAUUAAGUAACAAUACAAAAUUGAAGAUUAUUUAAGUAAGUAAAAGUAAGUAACAAGGAGUGGCAAUCUGAACUGGACUGAAUAACUUAAAAGACUGGUUCAGUUAAUAACUUAAGCCAAGUUAGUAAAUGCAUAUAGAUACAAAUUACAAAAAUAAACACCUUUACAUAUACAUAAUAGAAAAUAAAUAUAAAUGUGUUUGUGUGUGUGUGUGUGUGUGUGUGUUUAUGUGUGUGUGUGUGGGUGUGUAACACUGGUGUAACUCUUACCACCGCUCUCGAGUGUACAUGAGGCUCCCAGCGUAUGCCAAGGCGACCUCAGAGCUGUAGCGACCCUUGGAGGAGACUGAAGCUCGAUGGAACUCCACCCCUCGUUAUCGGCUUGGUAGCCUGCUAGAGGUCACGUAUCCAGUAUGCCUCAAGCUAUACACGUGGCAGCGCCACGGGUUGAGAGGUAGGCACCUGGUUCCGUGGUAGAGUAGUCACGUGUGUGACACCAUUCUCCCAGAUGGAGUAGUUCAUGAGGGACAUGGAGAGGAAGUUCAAGAGAGACAUUGAGGACAUCCUAGGAACCUUUGCCAAGAAUGUGGGGUUCCUUGACAUUGACAUCUGUGGGCCGUCUCAGCCGCGGGUGUUGGGGACAGCAGAGGAGAAGGUCCACUCUUCAGGUGUUGGCUGGUCCCCUGUGUAUGUGUCUGACAAUCUGGCUGUCAUGUCCGUUGGGUUCCUGUUCAACAGUGCAGAUGACGCUGUCAUCUGGAAGGGACCCAAGAAAGAUGGAAGUGGCUCUGCUGGAUGUGAGGAAGGAAAUCACAUUCUGCAGGAAAGUGAACAUUCCCAUCAUUGGCCUGGUGGAGGACAUGACCACCUUUGUGUGCCCCAAGUGUAAGACCAAGACGGCCGUCUUCCCUGCCACUACUGGAUGUGACCCCCAGCUGGCAGAGGAUACUGAGAUGCCACUGCUUGGCCAGCUGCCGCUGGACCCCCGGGUGGCCCAGGCGUGUGAUGAAGGCACCAACAUUCCAACACAAGAGCCAGAUGCUGCUGUCACUCAGGCAUACAAAGACAUUGCAAAUAAAAUCAAGGAGUACUGUGACGCACAGUCCCAAGAAGCCACUUGACCUGCAGCGGUAGCAGCAGCAGCAGCAGCAGUCAUCACCACACUAACCAACACAUUCUACAGAAAAGUCUUGUCAUUCAUGCAGAGGUUUAUUUUACAUUUACUUCUUAAAUCCAUAUUAUUAACAUCA
Messenger RNA from Scylla paramamosain (green mud crab), 2196 nucleotides. Its product is annotated as cytosolic Fe-S cluster assembly factor NUBP1 homolog. Lineage: Eukaryota; Metazoa; Arthropoda; Malacostraca; Decapoda; Portunidae. Gene Ontology annotation, molecular function: ATP binding; iron-sulfur cluster binding; ATP-dependent FeS chaperone activity. The record is from RefSeq and is a predicted model, not a curated record. Gene Ontology annotation, biological process: iron-sulfur cluster assembly. Gene Ontology annotation, cellular component: cytosol.